Penaeus vannamei (Pacific white shrimp) is the source of this 434-nucleotide messenger RNA. Lineage: Eukaryota; Metazoa; Arthropoda; Malacostraca; Decapoda; Penaeidae. The record is from RefSeq and is a predicted model, not a curated record.
UGUCAACAUAGCCAGUCUCACACGAGGUCCACAGAACAAGUAUGAAUCAGUACAAGAAUGCAAUUAUUGUGGCCCCGAUGGUGCGUGUUUGUACCCUGCCCUUUCGGCUCCUGGCUAUAGAUUAUGGAGUUGACCUUAUUUAUACAGAAGAGACCAUAGAUUUCAAGAUGCUCCGCUCUGUCAAAAAGGAUAAUGAGGCUCUAGGAACUACUGAUUUUGUUGAUAAAUCAGAUGGGACAGUCUUCUUCAGAACAUGUGAGAAAGAAAGGAAGAAAGUGGUGUUCCAGAUUGGUACAAAUGAUCCACAGAGAGCAUUAAAAGUUGGAAAGAUGGUAGAGCCGUAUGUAGCUGCUGUGGAUGUAAACAUGGGCUGCCCAAAAGAAUUUAGCAUCAAGGGUGGAAUGGGGGCAGCUCUUCUGACACAGCCAGAAAAG